This is a messenger RNA of Xylaria bambusicola, 1301 nucleotides long. Its product is annotated as oxidoreductase-like protein. NCBI's taxonomy places the organism in Eukaryota, Fungi, Ascomycota, Sordariomycetes, Xylariales, Xylariaceae. Bases 283 to 1275 code for a protein of 330 amino acids. The record is from RefSeq and is a predicted model, not a curated record. Gene Ontology annotation, cellular component: mitochondrion. The transcript has a single exon.
CACAACAACAUGAAACCGAAGUAACGGGCAGAUACGGGGUCACGUGAGAUAUAUUGCCGGAAACUUGCAGGUCUUGCCGAGAUUGGCCGAAUGACGUUGCGGGUCUCAAAUGCCCGCCGCAUUUUUUGUAGGAGCCAAUUUACCGGAUCUCGCGACCGGCCAUUUACAACCUCAUUCGCAUAAUUACAAGCCUAUCUUUAAGAUUUACCUACCUCACUCAUUAAGCUAUCCAACCUUUACAGACACUAUCUUUUUAUCCAUCGCAGAACAAUAUCUUCUACAAUGCCGCCGAACAUGAAACCAUUAAUGCGCGUGGCGCGGCUCCAAUCCGCACUGUCGCGCACCCACUACCCCCGAGCAUUCGCUUCCAAAGGGGGGAACCCGCUCCCAGGCGGCACGCCGGGCGAAUCGUCGACGCAGGCAAUGCCGAUAGGCCCGUACUACGAGUCCAUGCUCACGGACCCGCAGCCCAUCCCCAAGGCGAAGCCCGAGGCACCGCCCGCCUCAUCGCCCAAGUCUCCGCGCGCGAAGAAGGCCGCCGCCGAGCCGAAAUCGAAGGCGAAUGACAACAGCGGGGGAUCUUCUUCAUCAUCAUCAACAGGUACUGCAACAUCCACCACCACCACCACUUCUACUUCAACUUCAACUUCCACAACUUCUCCUCCUUCCAUCACAAACGCCACGACGGGAGUCCCGCCGCAACCCUCGGCGGAGCCCGCCACGGCGCAGGAGAAAGCGCGCAUCAUCUUUGGCUCCCGUCUCGCUGGUCCGGCGGAGCGCGCUGACCGCUUACAGGCCAUCCGCGAUCGUAGCACCCUGGUAGCAGGCGUCCUGGUGCCGCCGCGGCCCGAGGAGCCCGACAACUGCUGCAUGAGCGGGUGCGUGAACUGCGUCUGGGACCGGUACGGGGAGGAACUCGAGGAGUGGGCGGCGGCGUCGACGCGGGCCGAGGCCGCAUUACAAGCGCAACAAUCACAGAAAACGAAAUCAAAGACAGUUGGAGAUGCGAAAAAGACGACGAGGCCACCACCGUCAAUAGCUAUGAGCAUGGACGACGACGGCGGCGGCAGCGAGUCGCAUUGGCGACAGCCCUCUGGGCAGGAGAAGGAGGAGAUAAUAGCCAAGAAAGCAGAUAACAAAGGUCCUCCCAAGAUAGCUAAGGAUCUCUGGGACGACGAACUGUACAGUAAUGUCCCCGUCGGGAUCCGCGAGUUCAUGAAGCAGGAAAGGCGACUCAAGAAAAAACAUGAAGAAGAGGGCACGUUUGGCGCUUAGAACAAAGACAAGAGCAUUCAGAUGCG